This is a messenger RNA of Hypomesus transpacificus, 2681 nucleotides long. RefSeq names its product rasGAP-activating-like protein 1. Gene Ontology annotation, molecular function: GTPase activator activity. Gene Ontology annotation, biological process: negative regulation of Ras protein signal transduction; cellular response to calcium ion; intracellular signal transduction. Bases 25 to 2457 code for a protein of 810 amino acids. The record is from RefSeq and is a predicted model, not a curated record. NCBI's taxonomy places the organism in Eukaryota, Metazoa, Chordata, Actinopteri, Osmeriformes, Osmeridae. The transcript has 20 exons.
GAAACAUAUCAUCCUCUUUAAAAAAUGGCCAAAAAUACUUCUCUUUAUUUUCGUAUUGUAGAGGGCAGAAACCUGUCAGCAAAAGACGUAUCGGGGACCAGUGACCCAUACUGCAUUGUGAAAGUUGACAAUGAAGUUGUGGCCAGGACAGCAACCGUGUGGAAGAACCUCAACCCUUUCUGGGGUGAAGAAUACACCCUCCACCUGCCUAUGGGGUUCCACACGCUGUCCUUCUACGUCAUGGAUGAAGAUACGAUUGGCCACGAUGAUGUCAUUGGGAAGCUAUCUCUCAGCAAAGAGGCCAUCGGAUCCCAAGCUAAAGGCCUUGACAGCUGGAUGAACCUGAUUAGGGUGGAUCCUGAUGAGGAGGUGCAGGGAGAGAUUCAUCUGGGUCUAGAGCUGCUGAAGGAUGCCCAGAGGAUUGGCCUGCGUUGUCACUUUAUAGAGGCCAGAGACCUGGCUCCACGGGAUAUCUCUGGCACCUCUGACCCCUUUGCCAGAAUCCUCUUCAACAACCACAGUGCGGAGACCUCUAUCAUCAAGAAGACCCGGUUCCCACACUGGGGGGAGACUCUGGAGUUGGAGCUGGAGAUGGAGGAGCUGACUGAAGGAGGGAUCGUCACUCUGGAAGUCUGGGACUGGGACAUGGUGGGGAAGAAUGACUUCCUGGGCAAGGUGGAAAUCCCUUUUGCGUGUCUGCUUAAAACACCUUUGCUGCAGGGUUGGUUUCGCCUGCUACCCCUGGGAAACGACGACGACGACGCUGGAGGCAAGCUGGGUGCUCUGCGUCUGAAGGUUCGCCUGGUGGAGGACAGGAUCCUGCCCUCCCUGUACUACCAGCCUCUGCUGGACCUGCUGGUGGAGUCAGUCAUCUCCCCUGCGGAGGUGGAGGACCACAGUCCUCUGACCAUGCUGGAGGAAGUGACCACGGUGGAGAGCAGGCAGGAUGUGGCCAUGACUCUGGUAAAGAUCUACCUGGGCCAGGGGCUGGUGGUGCCCUUCCUGGACUACCUCAACAUUCGCGAGGUCAACCACACCUCGGAUCCAAACACCCUGUUUCGCUCAAACUCCCUGGCGUCCAAAGCCAUGGAGCAGUUUAUGAAGGGUGUGGGGAUGCUGUACCUGCACGAGGUCUUGAAGCCCAUCAUCAACCGCAUCUUCGACGACAAGAAGUACAUCGAACUGGACCCGUGUAAGAUCGACCUAAACAGAACCAGGCGGAUCUCCUUCAAAGGGGCGGUGUCGGAGGCGGAGGUGCGCGAGAGCAGCGUGGAGAUGCUGCAGGGUUACCUGGCCAACAUCGUCGAGUCCAUUGUCAGCUCCGUGGCUCAGUGCCCUCCGGUCAUGAGGGUGGCCUUCAAGCAGCUCCACAAGAGGGUGGAGGAGCAGUUCCCCGAACCCCAGAACGAGGAUGUGAAGUAUCUGGCCAUUAGCGGCUUCUUCUUCCUGCGUUUCUUUGCCCCCGCCAUUCUCACGCCGAAACUCUUCCACCUGAGGGACCAACACGCGGACACUCGCACCAGCAGGACACUCUUACUGUUGGCCAAGGCUGUGCAGAGUGUGGGGAACCUGGGCCUCCAGCUGGGUCACGGCAAGGAGCAGUGGAUGGCUCCCCUCCAUCCCAUCAUCCUUUGCAGCGUGGCCUCGGUGAAAGACUUCCUGGACAAGCUCAUCGACAUCGACCACGACAGCGUGUCCGAGGUUCCCCAGAGAGCCGUGUUCCUGCCCUCGGUCACGGUGAAGGAGGGCUUCCUCCAGAAGCACAAGGCCGAGGGCCCUCAGCUCCUCUCCCGCUUCGCCUUCAAGAAACGCUACUUCUGGCUGACCAGCGAGACCCUGUCCUACGCCAAGACUCCCGACUGGCAGGUGCGAUCCUCCAUCGCCAUCCAACGCGUGGUUGCCGUGGAGAGGGUGGACGAGAACGCCUUCCAGCAACAGAACGUGAUGCAGGUCGUCACCCAGGACAACGACGGGCAGCUGCACCCCAUGUACAUCCAGUGCAAGAACGUGAAUGAGCUGAACCAGUGGCUGUCGGCCAUCAGGAAGGCCAGCAUCUACAACAAGCGCAUGCUGCCCUCCUUCCACCCGGGGGCGCACCGCAGCGGCAAGUGGACCUGCUGCCUCCAGACAGACCGGGCCGCUUUAGGUUGCAGUCGCACCCAUUCUGCUGUGACUCUGGGGGACUGGAGCGACCCUCUGGACCCGGAUGCGGAGGCCCAGACCAUCUACAAACAGCUGCUACAGGGCCGAGAUAAGCUCAGUAAACAGUACCUUGAGAUGCCGGCCAGCCAGGCCCCGCUAGAGGAGGAUGGAGCAGAGUGCAGUGGGCUGGUCCUCAGGCCCAGCCAGGCUGCUGCUGCCAGGCUGCUGGGGGUGAUCCUGGACCUGGAGCAGACCCAUACCACCUUCCAGUGCCGGGAGAAGGAGGAGGACACUAGCCUAAUCCUGACCCCCUGAAGCGGGGAGGCCCCUGGAGCCAGCCUUGGGGGGCUACAGCCUGGGCACCAUCCCACCCCAGCCUCAGGGGAGGUCGGGUAAAGGAGUGUCGGGGACCCCAGAAGGCCAAAGGGACCCCAGAAGGCCUCCUUGACUGCUCCACCCCUGCCAUGCUUUCAGCAUGAAUGACCUCCUCCAGAGAUGAAUUCUUUAUGAACGUCAGACAGUGGCUACAUGCCCUAACA